Messenger RNA from Staurois parvus, 476 nucleotides. Lineage: Eukaryota; Metazoa; Chordata; Amphibia; Anura; Ranidae. The record is from the annotation of a GenBank genome assembly.
AUGGGCCCCUGUACCGCCUCCUCAUGCUGCUGCCAGGCCCGUAAUCUGCCAUGGGCCCCCGUACCAACUCCUCAUGCUGCUGCCAGGCCCGUAAUCUGUCAUGGGCCCCUGUACCGCCUCCUCAUGCUGCUGCCAGGUCCAGAGUGUGUCAUGGGUCCCUGUACGGCCUCCCAUUGCUGCUGUCUCCAUCGCCACACUCUGCCAUGUGCCACUUUCAGGUCUCCUCACACUGCUGGUGGGUUCCAUUUUGUCAUAGGGUGCUGUAUGGCCUCCCAUUGCUGCUGCCUCCACCGCCACACACUGUGGCUCCACACUGUGGUUUUGGCCCCGUGACUGCCCAAAUGAGUGAAGUGUGCGGUGAUUCUAAGAUCGACGGCACUCAUCUGCAUGUCAUACUGACUGACAGUAUUAUUUCUCUUCCCCAGCAGACUCCAAGGGCAUUUAAAUUAAAGGUACAGUGUUCUGCACUAAUAUAA